This is a messenger RNA of Tarenaya hassleriana, 1038 nucleotides long. RefSeq lists its product as uncharacterized. Gene Ontology annotation, molecular function: 2 iron, 2 sulfur cluster binding; nitrite reductase [NAD(P)H] activity. The transcript is spliced from 3 exons. The record is from RefSeq and is a predicted model, not a curated record. NCBI's taxonomy places the organism in Eukaryota, Viridiplantae, Streptophyta, Magnoliopsida, Brassicales, Cleomaceae. Bases 82 to 903 code for a protein of 273 amino acids.
GUGUUCAUCGUUAUCCACUCUGGUGAUGGUGUGGACGGAUGCAUUUCCUCCAAUCUCGACGCUUUUCUUCCUCUCUCUUUCAUGGCCACCGCGUCCCCUCCUCUCCCCCGUAAUUACUUUUUCUCCACUGCCCGGCCUCCAUCCCUCCGCCCCCAUCCGCCGCCGGGCGCCGUAGCUUUGCCGCUCCGCGGCUUCCGAUAUCCGACCUUGCGGAGCGGAGGGAAGGUGAGAUGCUCGGCGGCGGAGGUGUCUUCUCCGGCAGCAACGGCAGAGGAGAAUUGGGUGCCGGUGGUACCGGUGACGGCGCUGCCGAAGGGGGAGAGACGCGUCAUCAUACAGGACGGAGAGACGAUUCUGCUUCUUUGGUACAAAAACGAGGUGUUUGCAAUCGAGAACAGGUCUCCGGCGGAGGGCGCUUACAGCGAGGGACUCCUCAACGCCAAGCUCACUCAGGAUGGUUGCAUUGUGUGCCCAUCAACUGAUAGCACGUUUGAUCUAAGAACCGGAGCCACCCGAGAAUGGUAUCCGAAGAACCCAGUUCUAAGAGUCCUAACUCCUGCACUCAGAAACCUCUUCGUGUACCCAGUCAAAGCCGAUGAAGAGAACAUCUAUAUCAGCAUGAGAGGUGGGGUGCAGUCAGAUGCAUCCACCGAGAUCGUCUUCAGCGGCAAAGCUCAGCCCGGUGUCACUGCCACCGACGUCAACGUGGAAGAGGUGAGGAUGGUGGUGGAUGAGGAUCUUGAGGGGUUUGGUUUCACGGUGAAGAACGAAGUGAUAAACGGGAAAGCGGCGGUGGUAGGCUUCUUGCUGCUCUUAGAUUUCGAGCUCUUGACAGGUAAAGGUCUGUUAAAGGGGACUGGUUUCUUGGACUUUCUCUACUCUGUUUCAGAUGCUUUCAAUUAAUCAUGUUAUACCCCUCCUCAUCUCUCAAUGUAUACAUAUCACAAUAGAGAUGGCUCUUCCUACUCUUAUGUAAUGUUAUGCUUGCACCAUUGUGCUAUCCAAAAUUUUCUCCAAUACCAUUGGGGGACCGUUGCA